Messenger RNA from Arabidopsis thaliana (thale cress), 291 nucleotides. RefSeq names its product myb family transcription factor. NCBI's taxonomy places the organism in Eukaryota, Viridiplantae, Streptophyta, Magnoliopsida, Brassicales, Brassicaceae. The transcript has 2 exons. Gene Ontology annotation, molecular function: DNA-binding transcription factor activity. The record is from RefSeq and is marked reviewed. Bases 1 to 291 code for a protein of 96 amino acids. Gene Ontology annotation, biological process: regulation of DNA-templated transcription.
AUGGCUGGUACGAUGAAGUGGACUUGGGAGGAGAACAAAGCUUUCGAGGUUGCACUCGUGCAAGUCCCGGAUUCGCCGGCAAAGCUGGAGAUUAUCGCUGCACAAAUGAGAACGUCGGUGGAUGAGAUCAAAUACCACUACGAUAAGCUGCUCCAAGAUAUUGCUGUUAUCGAAUCCGGCAGAGAUGUUGUGCCCGAGUACUCACCACGUUCAGCGACGCCGAUAGUGGCGAAGAAGGGAACUCGUUGGUCAGCCCAAGAACACGAAUCAUAUGAUGAAUCUCUCAUCUGA